Messenger RNA from Acanthoscelides obtectus, 457 nucleotides. The record is from the annotation of a GenBank genome assembly. Lineage: Eukaryota; Metazoa; Arthropoda; Insecta; Coleoptera; Chrysomelidae.
UUUUAUUCUAAUUCCGAAUGGUAGGUUAACUUACCUGCAAAACAUUUCCUGGAGUUAUGAUGAAUUUGUAAAUGAUAUAGAGAGGUAUACACACUAUGGAUGAGGCCAUAAAACACUAUUUUUUUAAAAUACAAUACAAUAGAAAAAGUGGGCUUCAAGAAAUACUCACCAGGAUAAAUACAGGACUAAUAUAUUUCCAACAUAUCCUCCAAAAUAAUCCAGGUCUGUGUCCUAUCAUUUUUUCUAUAUCUCUGGCGAAAUUUUCAGUUCCAUAUAUCCAACAAACGCCAGCUGCCUCUACAAAUACCACGAACAGUAUCGCUAAGCCUGGACCAUAGAUAUUGAGCAUGUUCACUAGGUAGACACCACCCUGUGCAAAAACAGAAUGAAACACAUAUAGUCGAAAUCACGAAAGAUGACGAUUACGUCAUCAUUUUAGUCUGUAGUAAAGACAAAC